UUGCAGUGAGCAGAGAUCAUGCCACUGUACUCCAGUGACAGAACAAGACUCUGUCUCAAUUUAAAAAGAAAGAAAGAAAGUUUUGCAAAGGAAAUGAGAGCCUUGAAGAUGAUGAGCGUAGUGUCUGGCCAUCGGAAGUUGACAGUGACUAAUUGAGAGCAAUCAUUGAAGCUGAUCCUCUCAUAGCUACAGGAGAAGUUACCUAAGAACUCAGUGUUGACCAUUCUAUGGCCACUUGGCAUUUGAAGCAAACUGGAAAGGUGAAAAAGUUCGAUAAGUGAGUGCCUCAUGAGCCAACCGAAAAUCAAAAAAUUAUCAUUUUGAAAUGUUGUCUUCUCUUGUUCUACACAACAAUGAACCAUUUCUCCAUUUGGAUUGAGACGUGCUAUGAAAAGUAGAUUUUAUACAAAGCUGACAACGUCCAGCUCAGUGGUUGGACCCAGAAGAAGCUCCACAGCACUUCCCAGAGCACCAAAAACAAGUCAUGGUCACCGUUUGGUGGUCUGCGGCCAGUCUGAUCCACUGUGGCUUUCUGAAUCCUGGUGAAACCAUUACAUCUGAGAAGUAUGCUUAGCAAAUCAAUGAGCCACUGAAAAGUGCAACACCUGCAGCUGACAGUGGUCAACAGAAAGGACCCAGUUCUUCUCCACAACAACAACAAUGCAUGACUACUUGUCGCACAACCAACCCUUCAAAAGUUGAACAAAUUGGUCUAUGAAGUUUUGCCUCAUCCGCCAUAUUCAUCUGACCUGUGUGGCCAAACCAACUACCACUUCUUCAAGCAUCUCAACAACUUUUUGCAGGGAAAACACUUCUACAACCAGCAGGAUGCAGAAAAUGCUUUUUAAGAGUUCAGCGAAUCCCAAAGCACAGCUUCUUACACUACAGGAAUAAACGAACUUAUUUCUCAUUGGCAAAAAGAUAGCUCCAGUUGAACUUCAGGCACUUACAACCAGAUGAUCUUGACAAAUCACAUUCCUUAGUUUGCCGGACAACAAACCAGAUGCAGAAUCUUGGAGGCCUGACUUUGGCAAGAAUCUUUAAACUAUACAAAGCCAAAUCCUACCCCCUGGAGGGGGUGAACAUCACCAGCCCUGUGCGCCUGAUCCACGGCACCGUGGGGAAGUCGGCUCUGCUUUCUGUGCAGUACAGCAGUACCAGCAGCGACAGGCCUGUAGUGAAGUGGCAGCUGAAGCGGGACAAGCCAGUGACCGUGGUGCAGUCCAUUGGCACGGAGGUCAUUGGCACCCUGCGGCCUGACUAUCGAGAUCGUAUCCGGCUCUUUGAAAAUGGCUCCCUGCUUCUCAGCGACCUGCAGCUGGCUGAUGAGGGCACCUAUGAGGUUGAGAUCUCCAUCACCGACGACACCUUCACUGGGGAAAAGACCAUCAACCUUACUGUAGAUGUGCCCAUUUCGAGGCCACAGGUAUUGGUGGCUUCAACCACUGUGCUGGAACUCAGCGAGGCCUUCACCUUGAACUGCUCACACGAGAAUGGCACCAAGCCCAGCUACACCUGGCUGAAGGACGGCAAGCCCCUCCUCAAUGACUCGAGAAUACUGCUGUCCCCGGACCAAAAGGUGCUCACCAUCACCCGCGUGCUUAUGGAGGACGACGAUCUGUACAGCUGCGUGGUAGAGAACCCCAUCAGCCAGGGCCGCAGCCUGCCUGUCAAGAUCACCGUAUACAGAAGAAGUUCCCUUUAUAUCAUCUUGUCUACAGGAGGCAUCUUCCUCCUUGUGACCUUGGUGACAGUCUGUGCCUGCUGGAAACCUUCCAAAAGGAAACAGAAGAAGCUAGAGAAGCAAAACUCCCUGGAAUACAUGGAUCAGAAUGAUGACCGCAUGAAACCAGAAGCAGACACCCUCCCUCGAAGUGGUGAUCAGGAACGGAAAAACCCCAUGGCACUCUAUAUCCUGAAGGACAAGGACUCCCCGGAGCCCGAGGAGAACCCGUCCCCGGAGCCUCGAAGCGCGACGGAGCCCGGCCCGCCCGGCUACUCCGUGUCGCCUGCAGUGCCCGGCCGCUCGCCAGGGCUGCCCAUCCGCUCCGCCCGCCGCUACCCGCGCUCCCCAGCGCGCUCCCCAGCCACCGGCCGGACGCACACGUCGCCGCCCCGGGCCCCGAGCUCGCCCGGCCGCUCGCGCAGCGCCUCGCGCACACUGCGGACUGCGGGCGUGCACAUAAUCCGCGAGCAAGACGAGGCCGGCCCGGUGGAGAUCAGCGCCUGAGCCGCCUCGGGACCCCCUAAGAGGCGCCCGCGGUCUGCGGCCAGCGGCCCCGGGGAGGGCUGGGGCUGGGAAGCCGGGGCGCGGCGCGCUAGGGGCUAGGGGAAGUCCAGGAGGGGCGCUGGUGUCUCGGGUGUGGACGUGUAUGAGCAUGCGCAGACGGAGGCGGGUGCGCGGAGGCCGCAGUGUUGAGGUGGUGAAACCGGUGAGCACUUCCUUCCGGUUUACAGGCUGUGUUCUCACUUGGUAUAGGUUGUGCCCUCUUAGGACCACAUAGAUUAUUAAAUUUCUGGCCCAACACCCAAAAGGGUUUUAUGGAAACUAACAUCAGUAACCUAACCCGCCCGUGACUAUCCUGUGCUCUUCCCAGGGAGCUGUGUUGUUUCCCACCCGCCACCCUUCCCACUGAACAAAUGCCUGAGCGCAAAUGUCUGAGCACUGGGGCACUUUUUUUUUUUUUUUGGCAAGCGCAGAUUAGAGGCCACUUUCCCAAAAUCCACAGCUGCACGAAGCUAAGGAGAAGCCAGAUGCCGGUUACUGGGUGUGCAGGGGCUGUUCUGAGCUGGGGGAUCAUUGUGAAGGCCUUCUUCCCUGGGCACCUGGUACCUGGGGACCUACGAGGUGGUGAGGGAAGGGUGCAAGUACAUUUCUUUUCCCUCUGACCUAGGCCCUAGCAAAGGCAAAGAACCCAAACCUGCCAGCUUGGCCUCUUCCCAGAGCCUCCCUCAGAGGCAUGUCAUGCCGAGCAUUCUUUCUGUCUCUGUUCAUGAACAGAAGAGAUGGAUGGGCUUAUUCAUAUAGAGAAGUGAAUUCCACUUACUCCCCUGGCCCAGAAAAGUAGACCAAGUGAGGAACUGUUUUAGCUCAUCUAACUCAUACAUUCGUCCUGGCUUCCUUACAAAACAAGCCUUUCAAACAAUCAUUGUCCUCAGGAAAGUUGCUGAGCUUCCUCCAGCUGUGAGAAUAAGUCCUAAUCUCCAGAAAAAUGGUGGGGGGGAGAGGGAGGAGGCUUAUUGCUUCCCAGCAUUUCAGGGGAACAUGAUCCAACCCCUGGCCUCCUGCCACCCAUCUGCCCUGCUCCCACAUGCUUGGGUCCCAGGGCACAGAACAAGGGCAGACUCCCUAAUCACACUAACAUCAAAAUAAAGAGACUGGGCCGCUGUGUAGCCAGGACAUGCCCAUGCCACCACCUAUUGAACAGUUCAUAGGAGUGGCAGUAAUCUACUGUGUCAGGAGAGAGGGCAAUUACAAAUCUGAAAGAGAAGGAGGCCCUCUGUGUGUUCCAUCCCCUCCUCCUUAAUGCCUCCAAGGGUCCUUGCAUCCCUGGCCCAUUCCCAAUCUCCUAAACUCCAGCUCUGAUUCUCCAUCAUCCCAUGGAGCUAUUCCAAGGCCCCCAUUACCCAUCACCUACACACCAGGUCAAGUUUUGUCUCAGCCCCAAAGGCACUGACAUUUCUAGUUUGCCCCUUCUGCCGUUACCCCAACAGCAUGCCUGUCUCAGCUCCCUGUCCCUCGGCACUUCCCCAGGCUCAUUUGAGCAGGUGUGCCUUCGCAGUGUCCGUAAACUUCCCAGGUGCCUCAUCCAUAAUGAGAUAAUGAAUGUAGGGGAAAGUUUCUCAGGAAGGUGGAAGAGGCAGCAGGACUUGGAGAAGGAGUACCUGCUGGUCAGCCUUGAGAUGCACAGGUGAAGGUUAGGGUGAGAUGAGAGCAUGCCAUACCUGGUGCUGAAUCCCUGAGGGGCCAGCUUCCCAGGCUUAAGCCAAAUCUGCCUUAAAUUGGGGGUGGGGAGGGGUUAGUAAGGAAUUGGGGUUUGUUUGUUUUUGUGUUGUUUUCAUCUUCAUCUUUGUAUUACUAGCAUCCAGCAGAGUGCCUAGCACAUACUGGAUGCUCAAUAAACUUUUGAUGAAA
Piliocolobus tephrosceles (Ugandan red Colobus) is the source of this 4135-nucleotide messenger RNA. RefSeq names its product hepatic and glial cell adhesion molecule (gene HEPACAM). The record is from RefSeq and is a predicted model, not a curated record. The transcript has 8 exons. The coding region runs from base 1004 to 2230 and encodes 408 amino acids. NCBI's taxonomy places the organism in Eukaryota, Metazoa, Chordata, Mammalia, Primates, Cercopithecidae.